Molecule: messenger RNA, 1344 nt
Organism: Phytomonas sp. EM1
Lineage: Eukaryota; Euglenozoa; Kinetoplastea; Trypanosomatida; Trypanosomatidae
Source: the annotation of a GenBank genome assembly
AUGCUUUCCAGCUCGGCGGCGGACCCCACGCUGCUUGGGGUCGAGGAUACCUAUUACCGCGCGAUGACGCAGCAGCUUCGCGGGGAGCUGGAGGACGCCCGAGGGCGGCUCCGCGAGGCCGAGGCCAAGCUCCAGCUCUCCGAGCAGGAGCGGCAAGGGUGGGAGGGGAAGUAUCGACACCUGCUGGCGGAGCAGGCCCCGCGCGGGGGCAUCCCGCCGGACGCCGCGGAUCUCCUCCGGCGGCUUACCCUCAAGGAGGAGGCCAUCACCGCGCUCAAGCGGACGGUCGACGAGCAGGCGGCGAAGCUUUCGGCGGCGAAAGACGCCGCCGCCGCGCACACGGCGGGGAUGAUGCUCGUCAAGCAUCAGCUCAAAACCCUCCAGGAGGAGCUCACUCGCAAAUCUAAUGAGCGACGCGAGGCGGUCGAGAAGCUCGCCGUGGCGGAGGAUAAACUCGCACUGCAGAUCCAAACUCGCGCGGACCUAGAGAAUGAGAUGGAGGAGCUCCGUUCCCAGAUCACCUUGCUCCAGCUCGCCAGCCAAGGCAAGCGGCAGGACCGCAAGGACGAGGAGGACGCCACUGGCCAUUCGCUUUCCCUUUCCUUCGGCUCCAACGGCUCGGUUGAUCGCAUCAUGCAGCUGGAGAACGAACUCGACGAUGUGCGAACGCAGCGCAACACCCUCCAACGGCAGCUGCUCGCGCUGCAGCGGCAGGUAGCGACGAUGCCCUCCGCGUUGGCGGAUCCGACGGCCGCGAACGACACCCUCAAGGCGCAUCUUCGUCAGCUCGAAAAGGAGAAGGAGCAGCUGCAUAAGCAGCUUUCCGAGGUCCUGGAGCGGGUGGAGAUCGUGCAAUACCGAAAUGACGACAGGGCCGGCGUUGAGGCGGCGGGGGCGACGGAGCGGAUGCCGGAAUCGACGCCGGCCACCGCCACGCACAUGCCGCGCCCGCCGAGUGAUCGCUCGCGGCGGGAGCUCGUGCUGCUCUCCUCCCUUCUUUUACAGUACGGCUGUCGAAAUCUGCUGCUUCAACAGCAUCAGGUGCUUCUGCAUGGGAGCCGUGCCCAGGAGGCGCGGGCGCUCGCGGCGCGGCAACGCGCGAUGCGUCUGAACCCCGCUCGCGACGGGGAGGCCGAGGAUGGCAAAGGGGAAGGCGGGUUUAGCGGAUCGCUGCUCACCCGUCAGCGGCUGGAGGUGGAGCAGGGGCUGCUGGAGACGGUGAUUCACGGCCGCCGCCCGCUGCCGCCGCCGCCGCCACCCCCGGCCAAGGAGGAAUCCGUCGGAUCCGAAUUCUGGCGUUGGUUAGGUUCGAAGAAGAAAAGCCAAAAGCAGGUUUGUGUGUGA